CAUGUAAGAGCCUUGGACGUUCAUGGAAGACUUAGAUAGAUGGAUUAGUGUAUUAUAGGAUAUGAUGGCUGAUUUAAGAUUAAGUCUAAAUGAAUUGGAAGAGAUGAAAUCAAAUGGUAUAUAUGUUUGAUAUAAUAAAAGUGAUGUAAUAUAUGUCAUAAAUGGAUGGAGGUUAAGUACAUGAAGGUUUAUUGAAGACAAAUUUGGGAAUACCAUUGAUGGUUAUGGUGAAUAAAUCAGACAUUUUAGAAAGAGAUGACAAAGGAAAGGAUUGGGAUUAGAAAGCAGAAAUCAUUUAAUUUUGUUUACGUUAAUUUUGUGUGAAUUGUAAGAGUUAACAUACUUAUAAUAAGAUGGUGCAACUUUGCUUUUUACUUCUGUGAAGCAAAAGAUCAACAUUAAGGUAAUGUACGAAUAUGUGUUACAUCGUUUGUAUAAUAUGCCAUUUGAAACAUCAUAACACAAAAAUUUAUCAGAUUUUGAAAGUCUCUUUAUUCCCUUGGGUCAAGAUGACAUUAAUAUAAUAAAGAGUACUUUCACUAAAUUAGCCAAUAGUGUAAUUAAAUAUGAAGAGAGUGUACCAGUAGUAUAAUUAAAAAAAGUAAAGUCUCAUAUUAAUAAUAUUAUAAUAGAAUUUAGUUAAAGAGGAAUUGACAGUUGAGGAUGAUUAAGAAUUCUUCACUAAAUUAAAGGAGAAAUCAUCUUAAGCACCUGUAACUAGACCCAUACUACCAAUUUAAAGAUAAGUGGAAUAACCAGCUGCUUAAUAACCACCACCACCUACUGAUUAACCAUUAUCUGCCAGAGGAUCAUAAUAGAGUUAGCAACUAAGAAAUUUCUAUGAUAAAAUUCUAACUGGCAGAAAUGAUGUAUAUAUAUUAAAAUUUUCUUAGGCAUAAGUUGAUCCAAUCUAAUAAGCUCAACAAUAAUUACAAGAGAGAAUGAAGUAAAGAACAGUGACAGAAGUAUAACCUUCAGCUUCAGCAACUCGAUUGACUCCUUUGUUCAAUUAAUAAGAUUAAUAGAGAUUAUAGAGGAUAUUACCAUCUAAAAAGUGAU
This is a messenger RNA of Paramecium pentaurelia, 1059 nucleotides long. The record is from the annotation of a GenBank genome assembly. NCBI's taxonomy places the organism in Eukaryota, Ciliophora, Oligohymenophorea, Peniculida, Parameciidae.